AUGGGUAAGGUUCACGGCUCUCUCGCCCGUGCGGGUAAGGUCAAGUCUGCGACUCCUAAGGUCGAGAAGCAAGAGAAGAAGAAGGAGCCCAAGGGCCGUGCUCUGAAGCGCCUCAAGUACACCCGUCGUUUCGUCAAUGUCACCAUGACCGGUGGCAAGCGGAAGAUGAACCCCAACCCCGGUAACUAA
Molecule: messenger RNA, 189 nt
Organism: Aspergillus clavatus NRRL 1
Lineage: Eukaryota; Fungi; Ascomycota; Eurotiomycetes; Eurotiales; Aspergillaceae
Product: 40S ribosomal protein eS30
Exons: 3
Coding region: 1-189 (62 amino acids)
Biological process (GO): translation
Cellular component (GO): ribosome; cytosolic small ribosomal subunit
Molecular function (GO): structural constituent of ribosome
Source: RefSeq, a predicted model, not a curated record